Messenger RNA from Spinacia oleracea (spinach), 1785 nucleotides. RefSeq names its product eukaryotic translation initiation factor 3 subunit E-like. The record is from RefSeq and is a predicted model, not a curated record. The coding region runs from base 150 to 1463 and encodes 437 amino acids. The transcript has 8 exons. Lineage: Eukaryota; Viridiplantae; Streptophyta; Magnoliopsida; Caryophyllales; Amaranthaceae. Gene Ontology annotation, cellular component: cytoplasm; eukaryotic translation initiation factor 3 complex. Gene Ontology annotation, molecular function: translation initiation factor activity.
GUUUGUUAUUGUUAUCCUCACAAAAAAAAAAACUCAAUCACAACCUUUUUCGCCACUCUCCCCUCUUAUUCCUCUUUCUCUCUCUCUAUUCUGUUGCCGCCGUCGCUAGCUACACUGCAAAAGCACCAGGCUGAACAACACCCGCAACAAUGGCGAACUACGACCUAACACCGAGAAUCGCGCCGCAUCUAGACCGUCAUCUGGUGUUUCCGCUGCUCGAAUUUCUCCAAGAACGUGAAAUGUACUCGGAAGCUCAGCUCCUUAAGAAUAAGAUCGAGCUUCUUAGCAAAACUAAUAUGGUCGAUUACGCGAUGGACAUCCAUAAGAGCCUCUACCACACUGAUGACGUUCCUCAAGAGAUGGUGGAUAGGAGAGUAGAGGUUGUUGCGAGAUUGAAGUCUUUGGAGGAAGGUGCGGCGCCUUUGGUUUCGUUUCUUCAAAAUGAGGAUAAAGUUCAGGAAUUGCGUGCUGAUAAACAAUAUAAUCUUCAGAUGCUCAAUGAGCGUUACCAGAUUGGUCCAGAACAGAUUGAGGCGUUGUAUCAGUAUGCAAAAUUCCAAUUUGAAUGUGGGAACUACUCUGGGGCAGCUGAUUUUCUGUAUCAGUACAGAGCCCUCUGCACCAACAGUGAAAGAAGUCUCAGUGCAUUGUGGGGAAAGCUUGCAGCUGAAAUAUUAAUGCAAAACUGGGACAUUGCCCUUGAGGAACUUAACCGUUUGAAAGAGAUAAUUGAUUCUAAGGCUUUCCCAUCGCCUUUGAAUCAAGUGCAGUGUAGAAUUUGGCUGAUGCACUGGAGCUUAUUUAUCUUUUUUAACCAUGACAACGGCAGGACUCAGAUAAUUGACCUGUUUAAUCAGGACAAGUAUCUUAACGCUAUUCAAACAAAUGCCCCCCAUCUUUUGCGUUAUCUAGCAACUGCAUUCAUUGUUAACAAGAGGAGGAGGCCGCAGUUCAAAGACUUUGUUAAGGUCAUUCAGCAGGAGCAAUGUUCUUACAAAGAUCCCAUCACUGAGUUUUUGGCAUGUGUGUAUGUCAAUUAUGACUUUGAUAUGGCACAACAAAAGUUGAGGGAAUGUGAAGAAGUCAUACUAAAUGAUCCAUUUCUUGGAAAACGAGUUGAGGAAGGCAAUUACACUACUGUCCCAUUAAGGGAUGAGUUUUUGGAAAAUGCCCGGCUUUUCAUGUGUGAAACCUAUUGCAGGAUACAUCAGCGCAUUGACAUGCGAGUCCUCGCUGAGAAAUUGAAUUUGAGUUAUGAGGAAGCAGAGAGGUGGAUUGUGACUCUCAUACGCUCUUCUAAGCUUGAUGCCAAGAUCGACUCUAAAUUGGGCACCAUAGUGAUGGAACCAAAUUACCCUAAUGUGUAUGAGCAGCUCAUUGAUCACACGAAAGCGUUGUCAGGACGUACAUACAAAUUAGUGGGUCAACUUCUUGAGCAAGGACAAGCACAAACAGCAAGGUAGUUUUCAACUAGGAAGUUGCUGUGGGUGUUUAAGUUCGUGACUUUGUGUAGAUGAGAUCUCGUAACAUCUGUCUUAUUGAUUUUGUUUUCGUAUUAGCAACACCUGCUUAAAUCAGAAAUUUUGCGGGAAAGUUGGCUGAUUUUGUUAUUUUUGAUCUCUUUUCGUAAAAUGCAUACUGCAGUUUUGCAUGGAGCAUGUCUUUUGUUUAUUACGGAGUAUGUAUUUAUGCAGUUGAUCACUCUGACUUGUGAGUUGUGACAGAAAAACAUAGGAUUUUAGAAGAGAAAAAAGGAAACCAUAAUUCAUACUCGUACAUUCACUA